This is a messenger RNA of Cimex lectularius (bed bug), 637 nucleotides long. RefSeq names its product histone H2A-like. Lineage: Eukaryota; Metazoa; Arthropoda; Insecta; Hemiptera; Cimicidae. Gene Ontology annotation, molecular function: structural constituent of chromatin; DNA binding; protein heterodimerization activity. Gene Ontology annotation, cellular component: nucleosome. The transcript has a single exon. The record is from RefSeq and is a predicted model, not a curated record. Bases 195 to 569 code for a protein of 124 amino acids.
UUUUAAGUUCGCGAAUCGAGAUCUGUCGGUUCAGAAGGAAACAAGCUUCAAUUAAAAACCAAUAGGUGGCGGGACGAUAGCUUUCUACUUUGCAGCCAAUCAUAGGAAGGCAUGUUCGCUAUAAAGGGGAUGGUAAACCUGUCAGCCUUCAUAUUGUUCUGACUUCUGUGUUCUCACUUCUCAAGCCAUACAACAUGUCAGGACGUGGCAAAGGAGGAAAAACCAAGGGAAAGUCAAAGACCAGGUCGUCCCGUGCCGGGCUUCAGUUCCCGGUCGGGAGAAUCCACCGUAUAUUGAGGAAGGGCAACUACUCGGAGAGGGUCGGCGCCGGUGCUCCAGUGUACUUGGCAGCCGUUAUGGAAUACUUAUCCGCUGAAGUUCUCGAAUUGGCCGGCAACGCCGCUCGUGACAACAAGAAGACUAGGAUCGUUCCUCGUCACCUUCAACUGGCGAUCAGGAAUGACGAGGAGUUGAACAAACUUCUCUCCGGAGUCACCAUCGCCCAAGGCGGUGUCCUCCCCAAUAUUCAGGCCGUUCUUCUUCCCAAAAAGACAGAAAAGGGCGCCUAAAUUUUCCGCCAUUGUUUACUACGCAACGGCCCUUUUCAGGGCCACCAAAUUAUUUCACUAAAUGAAAU